UAGUAGGCCUGGUUACAAGCACAAAAUGGCGGAAGAAGUUUCGCAAGAAGUUGAUUCGAUUUCAAUGAACGGCUGUGAAAAAUCUGCAGUUUAUGAGUCAUUUUUGCUCGAUAAAUUCCCAACUAUAGAUAGUGAUCUUCUAAUAUACGUUAAAGAUGUACUACAACAUGGAGAAGACUUUGAGAAUGGGAAUGAUAUUUAUGAUGCAGUUGGAGGGAUCUUGCAUGAAGUGACCAGCAACAAUGCUGAUGAUGAUGAAAUUAAAGCAAUAUGUGAUCAGUUAAUGGGAAUUAUGAAAAGAUCGUCAUCAACAGAAAAAUUUGAGCAUAAAAAACUUGACGCUCCUGUGAUACUUGAAAAUACAUCCUUAUGUGCAGAUAAUGAAGAAGAGGAAGCAGUCAGUAUUUGGAUAAAGAAACAGAAUGACUCUACGACUGUUGACCAAAGGAAGUUAGGAAAAGCAGAAGCAAAACUAAAAGCAAAACAAGAGAAAAGAGAAGAAAAAGAGGAGAAAAAACCUAAUGUCAUUGUUGAACUAGAUGGAGCAACAGCUAGUCAGAGUGGGAAUAGAAGAGAAGCAAAGAUGGAAGCAAGUGGAACAAACAAAUCUAGAGAUAUAAGAAUUGAAAACUUUGAUCUGGCUUUUGGAGAAAGAUUAUUAUUAAAAAAUGCAAAUGUUAGUUUUGCGGCUGGGAGAAGAUAUGGUUUAAUUGGUAGGAAUGGAGUUGGCAAGACAACAUUUCUCAGGACUUUAUCCAGGCGUGAGCUGUUUGUCCCAUCUCAUAUUUCAAUUCUACAUGUUGAACAAGAGGUUAUUGGCGAUGAGACCCCAGCACUUGAGAGUGUUCUUGAGUGUGAUAAAGGAAGAUACGACCUACUGAAGGAAGAAAGAGAGCUAGUUUCACAGGCUGCAAGUGGAAGUCCCGAAUGCAAGUCAAAUGGAGGUGCUACUGGUCGUUUGUCUCAGAUAUAUGUCCGCUUAGAGGAAAUAGAAGCUGACAAAGCUCCUGCAAGAGCAUCUACUAUUUUGGCAGGCUUGGGAUUUUCUCCACAAAUGCAAAGACAGUACACAAAGGAAUUUUCUGGUGGAUGGAGAAUGAGAAUCGCUUUGGCAAGAGCUCUAUUUAGCAAACCUGAUUUGCUUCUUCUGGACGAACCUACUAACAUGUUGGACCUAAAAGCAGUCAUGUGGUUAGAAAAUUAUCUUCAGACAUGGGUAACAACCAUUUUAGUGGUUUCUCACGACAGAAACUUCUUGGAUUCCGUUUGUACAGACAUUCUGCAUAUGCAUUCACAAAAAUUAGACUAUUAUAAAGGCAAUUAUGAGAAUUUUCACAAGACACGAGAAGAAAAAUUAUUGAACCAACAGAGAGAAUAUGAAUCUCAACAAAUGUACCGACAACAUUUACAGGCAUUUAUUGAUAAGUUCAGGUAUAACGCGAAAAGAGCUUCUCUCGCACAAAGCAAAAUCAAGAUCCUCGAAAAGCUCCCAGUCCUACAACCUGUCGCAAAGGAAGCACCUGUGAUGAUCCAGUUUCCUGAAUGUGAAAAAUUGUCACCGCCUGUUCUACAGUUAGACGAGGUGACAUUUUACUACGAUGCAAGUAAGGUGAUCUUUGAGAAAGUCGAUAUUUCCUGUAACAGUGAGUCAAGAAUAGCCGUGGUUGGUGAUAAUGGGUCAGGAAAAACUACAUUACUCAAGAUACUCCUCGGGGAACUGGAACCAGUCAAAGGAAUCAAACACUGCCACAGAAAUCUGAAGGUAGGAUAUUUCAGUCAGCACCACGUUGAUCAACUACAAAUGGGCCAAUCAGCUCUGGGGAUGUUAGCGGAAAAAUUCCCAGGUAAAACAAUGGAACAAUAUCGACAUCAGUUAGGGCGAUAUGGAGUAUCAGGAGACUUGGCUACGCGACCACUGUUGAGUUUAUCUGGAGGUCAGAAGAGUAGAGUCAUAUUUUCCUUGAUGACAAAUGCAUGUCCAAAUCUUCUUAUUCUUGACGAACCUACCAACCAUCUUGACAUGGAAACCAUAGAAGCACUAGCCAAGGCACUCAAGAAUUUCAAGGGAGGAGUUAUUCUAGUUUCUCACGAUGAGCGACUAGUGCGGUCCAUGUGCAAGGAAGUCUGGGUCUGUGGUAAAGGCAAAGUUCAAUCAAUCGAAGGAGGGUUCGAAGAAUACAAAAGAAUUGUGCAAGAAGAAUUAAAACUAUUAGAAUGAUAAUUAUAUUUAAUGUAAUCGUUAAUUCGCAAAAGACCUGCUAAUAAAGUAUGUCAUUUCUCUUGA
This is a messenger RNA of Actinia tenebrosa (Australian red waratah sea anemone), 2284 nucleotides long. RefSeq names its product ATP-binding cassette sub-family F member 3. Lineage: Eukaryota; Metazoa; Cnidaria; Anthozoa; Actiniaria; Actiniidae. The record is from RefSeq and is a predicted model, not a curated record. Gene Ontology annotation, molecular function: ATP hydrolysis activity; ATP binding.